Messenger RNA from Colletotrichum acutatum, 2023 nucleotides. RefSeq names its product transferase family-domain-containing protein. The transcript has a single exon. NCBI's taxonomy places the organism in Eukaryota, Fungi, Ascomycota, Sordariomycetes, Glomerellales, Glomerellaceae. The coding region runs from base 194 to 1636 and encodes 480 amino acids. The record is from RefSeq and is a predicted model, not a curated record.
GAUCGAAGAAUGUUUGAGGGGCCUGGGGAAGGUUCCAGGGUGAAGGUGUCUUUUCCGAUACGGUCGCAGUUCAAUCUGAUGCGGCACAAGACGACCCCGUCCACUAGGUUCUAUGUCUUUCGCCAUUUUGCGAUAUUCGAGUCCGAAAACCUACAACCCCCUCCAAAUCACCUCAACACAAAAUUUCUAAAUCAUGCUUAAAGAAGAGAUCUACGAUCUUCAUCCUCACGGUUGGGAGAACGACCCGGAAGUGGAGAGAUUCAGAGUUUCUACCCUAGAUUACUUAACGUGUCAAACAUACAACCACUACGCCGUAUUCUUCCGCCUAGACGAUGCCGCCAAAACAAAAGUGAUCGAAGUUCUGAAAGCAGGCCUUGAAAGGACGGUUGCUCAGGUCCGCCAGUUGAACGGAAGAAUCGAGAAAGACCCUUGGGGCGACUACUCCUUCACCAAAAGAAAGGACUCAACCGUCCGCUUCGUCGUUCAAUGGCUUGAUGCCCCAGAGGAUGCCGACAAGUAUCCGUCCUUCGACGACAUCGAGAAAGCCAACUUUAGCGCUGUAUCCCUCGGAGACCUCAGACUCUGGGCUGUGUUGCCGAUGACCUAUGGCGAGAGGCCCGAGGCUACUCCGGAGCAGAGUCCUGUCACGGCGGGCUUCAAGGCAAACUUCGUACGCGGCGGGCUCGUCUUCAGCACGCACCACCAUCAUUACUCCCAAGAUGUCAUGGCCUGGGCCGGCUUCAUCCAUCAGCUUGCCGAGAACUGUUCCGCGUUCAGUAAUGGCACUCCCCACCCUUCGUGGGACCCGGCCUGCAAUGAUGUCUCUCGCUUUCUUAAGCCCGAGCCUCCAGAGGAAGACAAGGUCGACGGGCCACCGCCGCCUGAUAGACAUCCCGACCACAAAAUCGGAAUAUGCCUUCUCUUCCAUCUACCAAAGAGUAAAGCUGCUCAGUUGAAAGCGCUUGCAAAACCCGAGGACGGUACAUGGAUCUCGACUUACGACGCCUUUUCCGCCUUCAUGUGGCGGCACAUGACACGUCUUCGAGCCCCGGUAUUCAAGACUCCGCCAGACUCAAAGCUCUUCUGGUGCGAGACCAUUGACAUGCGCCGACGUCUACACAGCCCAAAGGUGCCCGCUCGCACUCAGCAAAACGUCAUGUACGUGGCCAUGUCUACGACCGCAUCCGUGGAACAACCCACGGUAUCGGAGCUCAUCUCAGACUGGCCGUUCUGGCGGGUAGCUCGGUACGUACGCCAACUGACGGACAGCGUAACGCAAGAAAGUCUUGACGAAACGCUCAAGAUGGUGGCGACGAUCCGCGACAAAUCGAGUCUCAACUCGAGAAUAGAUUCGCACCCGCCCAUGUCGACCAUUGUGGUAGACCACCGUGACGCCAACAUUCCUUCGGCAGACUUUGGCUUCGGGAAGCCUGCGACUUAUCGAUACCUAAUGGGUCGGGUUUCUGAGGGCGGCGUUCUUGUUUACCCGCCUCGGGAUCCGAGGCCUGAGUCAGACGAGGGUCCGGAGAUUGCCAUUAUGUAUGAGAAGGGCUUGGCUCAGGCGCUCAUCGAUGACCCUGAGUGGAAUGAGUUCUUCGAGUACAGGGGUGUUGAUGCCGAGCAUACCGAAGCGUAGAUGAGUUAGAUACCUAUGAAAUGCGGUGUUCAGCUUCUUCUGUGUAAAUUGUAUGAACCAUUAUCAGCUUUUCAAGCUGUUGACUCGGUAUCAUCUCAGUUUCGAUGAGAAAAACCAAGUUGUGCAACAGUAAUCCUGUUUCCAAGUCAACCCGGCCUUUUUAUCAUAUGUCAUGAUCUCCAUGUCUCACUUGAGCUUGUUUAACAUACUCAAGGACAUCUGACCCAUGUCGCGUAGCUCAGAACCAAAGUACCUAGUAUGUCCAAACCGAGGUAAGUACAGCAAAUCCUGAUAUUGAGGAGAUCUUGAGGGAACCAAUAUUUCACCGUAGAGGUAUGAAGAAGUCCCAGUGAUGAUUCCUCACGAUAAACACAGCUCCCACGUGAG